CAAACGUAGGUGAAAGGUGUCGGUUUGUAGCAGUCUGAGGUUGUGUUGUGGUUUUAUUGCAGGAAAAAAGUCAAAUAUGAGUAGAAUUGGCCUUGUGUCCAAAUGUGUUCACAACGCACAGCGGCUCUUCGCUUGUGUUGUGAGUCAUUCUGAGAAACGGGUCCUGCAGCGGCGGAGCUUUAAGACCCAUUCACGGAACCUCGCUUAUUCCAAAGACCUGUUCGUCGGUCAAGUCAACAAGGAUGAGGUUUUUCCAUAUCCAGAAAUUACAAAUGAAGAAUUGGAGGAGAUCACUCAGCUUGUCAAACCGGUAGAGAAAUUCUUCAGUGAGGAAGUUGACUCGCAAAAGAUUGAUCAUGAAGCCAGAAUCCCCACAGAGACCCUGGAUGGCCUGAAAGAGCUUGGGCUCUUUGGAAUCCAGAUUCCUGAGGAGUAUGGUGGCCUUGGACUUUCCAACACCAUGUAUGCUCGACUGUCAGAGUGUAUUGCAAUGGACGCCUCUAUUACGGUGACUCUAGCAGCACAUCAAGCCAUUGGUCUGAAGGGCAUACUGAUUGCAGGAAAUGAAGCCCAGAAGCAGAAGUAUUUGCCCAAACUGGCCUCCGGAGAACACAUUGCUGCUUUCUGUCUCACAGAACCUGGAAGUGGAAGUGAUGCAGCCUCCAUUAAGACCCGUGCCACUUUGUCAGAAGAUGGAAAGCAUUAUCUUCUCACUGGCUCUAAGAUUUGGAUUUCAAACGGAGGAAUGGCAGAUAUUAUGACAGUGUUUGCCAGGACGGAUGUAGUUGAAGAUGGAGUGAAAAAAGACAAAAUUUCUGCUUUUAUUGUGGAGAGGGCUUUUGGAGGUGUCACCAGUGGCAAACCAGAGGACAAGCUGGGGAUCCGUGGCUCCAACACUUGCGAAGUGUCCUUUGACAGUGUCCCUGUGCCAGUGGAGAAUGUUAUAGGAGAAGUAGGAGGUGGAUUCAAGAUUGCCAUGAACAUUCUCAACUCGGGGAGGUUCAGUAUGGGCAGUGCAACAGCUUCAAUGAUCAAAAAACUGAUAGAAAUGACAUCAGACUAUGCUAGUACCAGGAAGCAGUUCAAUAAAAGAUUGAGUGAGUUUGGUAUGAUACAGGAGAAGUUUGCAUUGAUGGCACUAAAUGCCUACGCGAUGGAGAGUAUGGCAUAUUUGACUGCUGGAAUGAUGGACAGACCAGGACUUCCGGACUGCUCUGUAGAAGCUGCCAUAGUUAAGAUUUUCAGCUCGGAGGGAGGCUGGAUUUGUGUCAGUGAAGCUCUUCAGGUCUUCGGUGGUGUUGGCUAUACCAAGAAUUACCCACUUGAGCGCUACGUCAGAGACUGUCGCAUCCUGCCCAUAUUUGAGGGCACAAAUGAAAUCCUGAGAAUGUACAUUGCUUUAACAGGAAUGCAGCAUGCCGGCAAAAUUAUGACGGCAAAAAUAAAGGAGAUGAAGAAAGGGAAUCUAGGUCUUAUUAUGAGCUCGGCGGCCAAAAAACUGAGGACUUCUCUGGGAGGUAAAGUCAACCUUGGCCUCACUGGACAAGACGGGGUGGUGCAUCCCAGUUUGACAGAAAGUACAAUGAAUUUUGAACAGAAUGUCCACUUCUUUGGAAUGACUGUGGAGGGUCUUCUGUACAGAUAUGGAAAGACAAUCGUGGAUGAACAACUCGUCUUGAAGAAGGUUGCAGAUGUGCUGAUUAAUCUUUACGCUAUGACGGCAGUCAUCUCCAGGGCCAGUCGCUCCAUCUGUAUCGGCCUCAGGAAUCACAACCAUGAGGUGCUGCUCGCAAACACAUUUGCAGAUGCCUUCUUUAAGAACAAUUACUUGAUGAUGCAACUGCAAAAACACUCGCCUGAGAACAACGAUGCCAACAUCAAGAAGAUCGCCAGCAACGUCCUGGAGAAGAGAACCUACAUCUGCUCUCACCCUCUGGACAGAACAUUCUGAACCAUGUGACCA
Messenger RNA from Thalassophryne amazonica, 1963 nucleotides. RefSeq names its product complex I assembly factor ACAD9, mitochondrial-like. Gene Ontology annotation, molecular function: flavin adenine dinucleotide binding; acyl-CoA dehydrogenase activity. Lineage: Eukaryota; Metazoa; Chordata; Actinopteri; Batrachoidiformes; Batrachoididae. The record is from RefSeq and is a predicted model, not a curated record.